AGGUUGUGACUGUGCGAGGCUCGUGUGAAGCCGAGGUGGCGUUUUGGGGGAAGAUCCAUGUUGUGGGAACGUGGAAACUAUGUUUAGUUAACAUAUACAGUGUCGUUCUUUUCUAAAAAAACUAUGGAGUGGGAUUUCAAACCUCCACCAGAAGCCCCAGUUUUUGAGCCUACAGUUGAAGAAUUUAAGGACCCUCUUGCUUUUAUAGCGAAGAUCAGACCCAUCGCAGAAAGAGCAGGCAUCUGCAAAAUAAAGCCCCCACCGGAUUGGCAACCACCAUUUGCAGUAGAUGUUGAAAAUUUCAAGUUCACUCCACGUGUCCAGAGAUUAAAUGAACUUGAGGCAACCACUAGAAUUAAAUUAAACUUCCUGGAUCAGAUUGCAAAGUUCUGGGAGUUGCAGGGCUCUUCACUGAAGAUUCCAACUGCAGAAAGGAAGCUCUUAGAUCUGUAUUUAAUACAUGAGAUUGUUCAGCAAGAAGGUGGAAUGGAUGUUGUAACGAAGGAGAGAAAAUGGUCUAAAGUGGCUUCCCGCAUGGGGUACCCACCAGGAAAGAGCAUUGGUUCUCUCUUACGGCAACAUUAUGAGCGUAUUCUUUACCCUUAUGACAUUUUUAAAAGUGGAGCAAGCUUGGAAAACAUUAAUUUGGAAGAUCUGGAGGAGAAAGACAAAAAAGAUACAGAUUACAUUCCUCAUGGUAUUCCAUCACGUCAGGCAAUUAAGCCUCCUCCUGAACAAGUUGCUCGGCGAUCUAAACGGCACACAAAAGGAACAAUGUCCUGUUCAGAAAAUGCGGGUGAUACAGCAUGUUCCCCAAGUAAUGAGUUACAGAAGUUGCAGUUCUGUGGUGUAGGACCAAAGAUGCCAGGCUGCAAUGUAAUCAAAGGUAGAGAGCAUGGCUUUUCAUCAUUGUUCCUGUCAUCUCAAUAUAAUCUUGGUAAAUUAAAAGGAAAAAUUAAUCCAAUUGAUCUCAUUGUAUGCCUUGUGUGUGGACGAGGAGAUGCUGAAGCCAAUAUGUUGCUCUGUGAUGGAUGUGAUGACAGCUACCACAAUUUCUGCCUUGUUCCACCUUUGCAUGAAAUACCUAAAGGAGACUGGAGAUGUCCACGGUGUGUUGCAGAGGUAGUGCAGAAGCCCCAUGAAGCAUUUGGGUUUGAGCAAGCAAAAAGAGAGUAUACACUUCAGGAAUUUGGAGAAAUGGCUGAUCAGUUCAAAUCAGAUUACUUUAAUAUGCCAUCUCAUUUGGUUCCUACUUCAGUGGUUGAGAAAGAGUUUUGGCGUUUAGUAAGAGCAGUAAAUGAAGACGUGUGUGUUGAAUAUGGUGCAGAUAUACAUACCCUUGAACAUGGUUCGGGCUUUCCCACAAAAACCAACAAGUGUUCCGUACCUGGAGAGGAAGAAUAUAUUAAUUCAGGCUGGAACCUCAACAAUCUUCCUGUCUUGGAAAACUCGAUUUUGAAACACAUUAAUGCUGAUAUAAAUGGAAUGAAGAUUCCAUGGGUUUAUGUUGGGAUGUGCUUUGCUACAUUUUGCUGGCACAAUGAAGACCAUUGGAGCUAUUCCAUCAACUAUCUUCAUUGGGGAGAACCUAAGACAUGGUAUGGUGUACCUGGAGAUAAAGCUGAAGAUUUUGAGAAUUCUAUGAAGGCUGCUGCUCCAGAACUUUUUGAAACUCAACCGGAUUUACUUCACCAGCUUGUUACAAUAAUGAACCCAAAUAUUCUUAUGGCUUCAAGGGUUCCCAUUUAUAGACUGGAUCAACAAGCCGGAGAAUUUGUACUUACGUUUCCACGCUCCUAUCAUGCUGGAUUCAAUCAAGGCUACAAUUUUGCAGAAGCUGUAAACUUUUGCCCUGCUGAUUGGCUGUCAAUUGGACGUCUGUGUAUCUCCCAUUACAGUCUUCUCCAUCGUUUCUGUGUAUUCUCUCAUGAUGAGCUAGUUUGUAAGAUGGCAACAGAUCCAGAAAGGUUAGAAAUCAGUAUUGCUGCUGCCACUUUCCAGGACAUGAAGAAGAUGGUGGAAGAUGAAAAGGAAUUAAGAAAAUGCCUUCUUGAAUGGGGUGUGACUGAGGCUGAACGUGAAGCAUUUGAACUAUUACCAGAUGAUGAGCGUCAGUGUGAUUACUGUAAAACUACGUGCUUCCUCUCUGCUGUUACCUGUUCGUGUGACACUAAUAAGCUAGUGUGUAUCAAUCACAAGGAAAAACUGUGCUGUUGUCCACCAAGCAAACAUUGUUUAAGAUACCGCUACACGCUCGACGAACUACCAGUAAUGCUGCAGCGUUUGAAACUGAGAGCAGAAGCUUUUGAUAAUUGGACUAUCAGAGUACAAAAUGCUCUAGAGGCUCCUGAAGAUGAAAAACUAGAUAUUAUGGGAUUAAAGGAACUGACACAAGAAGCAGAAAUCAACAAAUUUCCUAAAAUGGAGCUGCUAGAUGCAUUAGAAGAUGUCGUUCAAGAUGCUGAGAAAUUUUCAUCUCUUGCUCAGCAACUUCUGAGUAGGAAAGUUAGAACAAGAAACAGACAAUCAGUGGACAGCAAGUAUGGGUCCCAGCUUACAUUAGAAGAAAUUCAGUUGUUUUAUGAACAGAUACAGAAACUUCCUUGUGAAAUUAAAGAAGGAAUGAUGAUCAAGGAUAUGGUAGAACAGGUGACACUGUUUGAAAAGGAGGCCAAGGAGCUCUUGGACCAAGAAAUGCCAGAUUUGAAGAAACUAGAAAAAGUUUUGGAUAAUGGUUUAGCAUUAGACAUAGAUCUUCCUCAGGUUCUUUUGGUUAAACAUAAACUCCUGCAAGCUCGCUGGCUGGAAGAAAUGAAGUCCACUCUAGCUAACCCAAUGGAAGUAACACUAGACAUGCUCAGAAAACUCUUAGACUCUGGAGUGAACCUUCCUCCUCAUCCGAGCAUAGAAAAAUCCAUGUCCCAGCUUCAGGAAUUGCUAACUGUUGGAGAACGGUGGGAAGAAAAGGCUAAAGCUUGUUUACAGGCCAAACCUCAACAAGGAUUACAAGUCCUAGAAGUACUGGUAAAUGAAGCCUGUAAUGUGCCUGUUUACCUUCCUAAUGUCCUGACACUACGUGAUGCUGUUAAAAAAGCAAAGGAUUGGGUGCUGUCUGUUGAAAGAGUGCAGAAUGCAAACCAAUAUCCAUAUGUUGAAGUACUUGAAGAUUUAAUAACAAGAAGUCGACCACUCCCUGUUCAUCUAGAAUUGCUGCCGCAGCUGGAGUCCCAGGUGGCUGCAGCCAGUACACUUCGGGAAAGGACUGCUCGCACUUUUUUGAAGAAAAACUCUGUGUUUACUCUUCUUGAGGUCCUGUCACCCAGAAAAGAUGUGGGCACAUACUUGUUUCAUAAGAAAAAAAAGAAAACAAAGGAAGGGAAUGUGGAAUAUGACAAGGAUAGGGAAGAAUCAUCUUUUCUUGAUACGCUACUAGAAAACGACAGGGAUCCAGCUGAAAUUGUUGCAGCAUUCAAGUUGGCUGAACAAAAAGAAGUAGAGGCUAUGGGUAAAUUGCGGAAGAAAAAUGUAAUGAAACGAACAGAGGACACUGGUGAUGCUCGUUACUGUAUAUGUCGUCGACCUCUGACAAACCAGAUGCUUCAGUGUGAACUGUGCAAAGACUGGUUUCAUACUACUUGUGUUCCUCUACCAAAAUCAGCACAUACAAAGAAGCAGCAUAAUCUCUCAUCUGUAGCAGCAGUUCAUGUUGCACUUGACUCCAAAUUUUUAUGUCCCAUGUGCUUCCGAUCACGGAGGCCAAGGUUAGAAACCAUCCUCUCACUUUUAAUGUCCCUGCAGAAGCUUCCGGUUAGAUUGGCUGAAGGUGAGGCUCUUCAGUGUCUCACAGAAAGAGCAAUGUCUUGGCAGGACCGUGCUAGACAUGCUCUUGCCACAGAUGAGUUGGCAGCAGCUCUGGCCAAACUAUCAGUUUUGUCUCAGAAAAUGGUGGAACAGGCAGCUCGGGAGAAGACGGAGAAGAUCAUCAACUCGGAGUUGAUGCGAGCUGCAAAUAAACCUGAAUUACAUUCUCAUCUGAGUAGUGUUGCUCAGUCAGCAUUUGGUGGAAUUCAGAGUUUAAGUCAUAACCACCAUCUUGGUGAUCUAGGUAGUGAAGCUAAACUUGAAGGUUGUGUCUUAUCACCACCAGGAGUCAUGCUUUCAUCAAGCAUGGAAGAGGUUAUGCCUGUAGCAACUGAACAAGUGGUUCAUCAAAAUGAACUUGUUGACACUAUGGAGAUCCAAGUAACCACAGAAUGUGACCAACAAACUGAAGAAAAAGGCAGCAGACUUCAAGAAGAUAAUGCCUCACCAUAUAACAACUUAGAACAUGCUUACUCUUCUGCUUCUAAAGGAUCCACAGGUUCUACACCACGUAAGCAUGCCAGAAAGUCUCCACUGGUACCUCGGCAGUUGGAAGUUCCUGUCUUAGAACUGUCUGAGGAUGCUAAGUAUCAGCUAGAGGAAUUGAUGAUGGAAGGAGACCUGCUGGAGGUGUCUCUUGAUGAAACUCAACAUAUUUGGAGGAUACUACAAGCGACUAAACCAGCACGUGAUCCUCUGGGACUAGGAUUUUUUUCAGAUGUUGAGAAUUUACAAGCAGAAACAUUUGGAAAGCCUGAAAAAGAGAAGAAAAAACUUAAGAAACGGAAAUUAGAGGAUGGAAAGUCUGUGGAAAAGUCAAAGGCUAAAGAUAAACUAGUUAAACCAAAGCUACAGAGUUCAGCUAAAACACCUAAUGAAAAUAUAAAAUCAAAGAAAAAGAAACUUAAAGUAAGUAAAGAAGGCAAGCCACUGACCAGUGGACCCACAACAAUGAACAGCAUUGAAAAGGGAAACUUGAGCAGCAAGAGUCUUGGACCUCCAAAGCGCCUAAAGCCUUUCUCAAAGAAACCGCUUAAAGUGAAGAUUGAAGCUAAGGAGAAAAGAGAAUCAUUGACCAAUGUGAUGAAGAAAGAUGAAGACAAGCCCAAUAAAGCACUGAAACCAAAACCUAAGUUAUUGAAGAAAAAGCAAAGCAGAAAGCCCUUCAGUAAAGAAGGUAUUCAAGUGAAGUUAGCUUUGGGAAAAUCAGUUAAAACAGAAGAUGGAGCGGUAGAAAAGGACUCUCAUUCAGAAGAAGAGGAGGAUCUUUGUUCAGCUACUAAGUGUUUACGGCCGACAGGAGAAGCAGUCAACUGGGUUCAAUGUGAUGGAGGAUGUGAGGAAUGGUUCCAUUUAUAUUGCAUGGGUUUGGAGUUGAAGGAUGUCAGUGAAACAGAGGACUACAUUUGCCCUGGCUGUGUCGAGAUGUCUGCUAGAGAAGCAAUGGUAGUGGCUCCCAUUGACAUCAAAACAGAAGUUUCAGACAGUGAUUAUGGCAGUCAGUCUACAGACUUACUGUCACUUGAAAGGCAAGUUUUAGAAGAGUCAAACAGUAGUUCAUGCCCCACAGGGAACGAGGAUACCAAACAAGUAAUGGUAAAUGGUGGCCUAUCUCCAGCUCAGAAUACUUCCAGUGUUAUCAAACCUGGACGUGAAUGUUCAUCAAUGCCACUGUCAGUGUUUGCUGUUGUUGAUGGAUAGAUUUCACUCUAAAGUGGAGUUUAGGUUUGUGUAAUGAUGGGGUAAAUAGAUCGUUAUUUGUCAGAUCAUCCAUUGUGGUUUAUAUUUCAUGUGUGUGAAUUCAUCGUGGGAAAGCAGACCCAAUAAUCAAGUCCUGUAUAUUUUGUAGAAUGAUGAAUGUUUUAAUUUUAUAAUCUCGUCACAGUCUACGUUUUGAAGCAAUGAUUCUAGAUUAGCCAGCUGUUAUUACAUUUCAAAAUAUUUUCU
Messenger RNA from Limulus polyphemus (Atlantic horseshoe crab), 5808 nucleotides. RefSeq names its product lysine-specific demethylase 5A-like. Gene Ontology annotation, biological process: chromatin remodeling. The record is from RefSeq and is a predicted model, not a curated record. Gene Ontology annotation, cellular component: nucleus. NCBI's taxonomy places the organism in Eukaryota, Metazoa, Arthropoda, Merostomata, Xiphosura, Limulidae. Gene Ontology annotation, molecular function: DNA binding; histone demethylase activity.